AUGGUGUCAGAUUCAUCGGUUAACAAUGGUUACAUAAUCGACAUUGACUCUGAUUUCGACGAUUAUUCAGAGGCCGAUCCGGAUAACUACUUCAAAAAUCUCAACCUACGAUAUUUUGCUGCCAAACCACAGGAAAUGCUAGAGUACACUCAGUUAAAAGAAAAGUGUUUGGAGAAUGACAACCCGGUUGCCCACUAUAUCGAGGGGAUACUUAAGUACUUCAUCGAGGAGGAACAUCGUGAAGGCCUGAGACAUUUCCGACAAGCUUCCAUUGGGAAAAAUGAUGACGACAAUGAGACUGGAGAACAAGUUAAUCCUACCAAGAAGAACAGACCAGAAUCGAAUGUUGUUUUGGAGCUACCAAUCAGACGUUGGGUCUUUAAGGAUGUAACCAACGUACCUCAUGGUAGUUUGAAGAACUCGCAGUCGCCAUCGCCAUAUAUAUCUCCUCCGGGAGUUGACUCAGGAACGCAAUCUCCAUUUGUGCCUUCUAGCAGUAGAUCGAUCUGCGGCAGUUUCGGUAAAGAGACCUUACAUCCUAAUGAGCCGAAUAUUGCUGACAUUUUGAACUCAGCCUAUGUUGACGAGGGUAAUCCUACAUUCCAAUGCAAGUUCUGUAAAGCCAAACUGUGGUAUGGUGAACGUUUAGACAGAAAGACUAAUUCAAAGAAGGAUCCAAUUUUUUCGAUCUGUUGUGGACAAGGACAAGUCACACUACCUAUGUUAAGAGAGAGCCCUUUGGUCAUCAAAAAACUGCUUUAUGGAAAAGAUGCGAAAAGUCGGUACUACCAGAACAACUUGAGAUCAUUGAACAUGCUGUUUUCUUUCACUUCUCUUGGUGGUAAAGUUGAUCGCUCUAUUCCUAAUGGUGUUGGUCCGAAAACUUUUACAAUGCAAGGGGAAAACUACCAUUUAAUGGGCAGUAUGAAACCAGAUUCCGGUGACUCCACUAAGUUUUCUCAGCUUUAUAUUGUUGACAUUGAAUCCGAAGUUGAAGAUAUAGACGCUGUUCUGAGCAAAUACAAGACAGAGGCAGAUAAAGCUAAGAAGCUUGAGUUGAGAAAGCAGAUUAUUGAGGAUAUAAUAAAAGUGCUUGACGAUGUUAAUUCGUAUGUUAAGCAGUUUCGGCAGGCAAGGGAAAGAUUGAGCAUGGAGGCUAACGAGAAGUUCCAUAUGAGGAUUGUGAGUACUCGCGAGAAAGAUGGAAGGACUUAUGAUACUCCAACUGCGUCUGAGGUGGCAGUAUUAAUUCCUGGAGACUUUAAUUUGGAGAUGGACAGGCGUGACAUUGUUUUACAGGAAAAACAAUCCGGCAGUUUAAAAAGAAUUAGUGAGAUACAUCCUUCUUAUCUUGCACUUCAGUAUCCCCUUAUUUUCUCAUAUGGUGAAGAUGGAUUCAGACUCGGUAUUAAAAAAAAGGAUUCUCCUGCUGCUGAGAAAUUGAAGAGAAAGGAUAUAAGUAUGAGGCAAUGGUUUGCUUUCCGACUUUUUGAAAGAGAUGGCGAGUGCCAGACUCUUCUGAACUCAAGAAGAUUAUUCCAGCAGUUUCUGGUUGAUGCAUUCACAACUAUCGAAACUAACGGUAUCUGUUUUUUGAAGCAGAAUCAGAAAAGUUUGAGGUCAGACAGUUACGACUCGAUCAAACAGUCUGAGAACGAUGGGAAAAUUGAUAUGAAUGAUCAGGGUUCCAGAUUUAUUUUGCCAGCAUCUUUCACCGAUUCACCGAGAUACAUGAAGAAUAACUAUCUAGACGCAAUGGCUAUUUGUAAACACUAUGGUUUCCCUUCGUUGUUUAUCACGUUUACAUGCAAUCCAAAAUGGCCGGAGAUUACAAGAUAUCUAUCCCUGCGGAAUUUGAAUGCAGAGGAUAGGCCUGAAAUUGUCUCAAGAGUUUUCAAGAUGAAGUUGGAAUCACUUAUGACAGUUUUAACAGAUGGCGAGCUCUUAGGCAAAACUCUGGCAUCGAUGUUUACAGUUGAGUUUCAGAAACGUGGGUUGCCGCACGCUCACAUAUUGUUAUUCAUGCAUCCAAGUUCUAAGAUUCUCACAACCGAGCACAUUGACCAGAUCAUUUCAGCUGAGAUUCUAGAUAGAGAUGAAGACCCUGAACUCUAUGAAGUGGUUAAAGACAUGAUGAUUCAUGGUCCUUGUGGUGUUGUCAACUCUAAAUCACCGUGUAUGGAGAACGGAAGAUGUUCCAAACAAUUUCUGAAGGCUUUUUCGUCCAACACUACUGUUAAUAAAGAGGGAUUUCCAAUCUACCGUAGACGUGAUGAUGGUCAUUUUGUUGAGAAAAAAGGUUUCAAAUAUGUAUCUGCCUGUGAAUCUGCAUGGAGAACUCUAAAGUUUCCAAUUCACUACAGAUCGGUGCCUGUUGAGAAAAUUCAGUUUCAUUUGCCAGGAAAACAGAAUAUAGUGUUUAAGGACGACGACACAUUUGAGGAAGUAACAAGUCGGGUGCUGAUUCAGAAUACCUAUAUCAUGGCAUGGUUUGAGUUGAAUAAGGAAUGUUGUUUUGCUCGGGGUUUAUUAGAAGAUGACCAAGAAUACAUUGAUGAUAUAGUCAGGUCAAGCUUCACGAGUUCUGCAGCCUGUCUGCGACAUUUAUUUGCUGUUAUGCUCAUGUCGAUGACCUUAUCAAUGCCAGAAAAAGUUUGGGAAAAUACAUGGGAGUUUCUUUCAGAAGACAUUGAGUAUAGGCUGAGAAAACGGUUGAACAAACAAGAUCUAUGUUUAAGUGAUGCUGACAAAAAAGAAGGAGCUCUAUUGGAGAUUGAAAUUUUUUUGAAGAUUAAUGGAACUUCUCUGUCAAAUUGGGAUAAGAUGCCAAAGCCCUUCUGCGAUGCUCCUGAUUUACAAAACGUUUUGAUCACGGAUGAGCUGAGUUACAACCGUGAUAAGUUAAGAGAAGAGCAUGAUAGGGACGUUUUGAAAAUGACUGAUGAGCAAAAGAAGAUCUACAAGGAGAUUAUUGAUGCUGUUACGGAAAAAAAAAGUGGACUUUUCUUUGUUUAUGGAUUUGGUGGUACUGGGAAGACGUUUUUGUGGAGAUUAUUAUCUGCUGCUAUUAGAUCCAGAGGUGAGAUUGCGUUGAAUGUUGCAUCAAGUGGUAUUGCUUCCCUUCUGUUACAAGGAGGAAGGACUGCACAUUCUAGAUUCGGUAUACCAAUCAAUCCAGAUGAGUACUCUUUUUGUAAUUUGCCACCAGGGACAGAUGCUGCUAAUUUGGUUAAAGAAGCCUCUAUGAUUAUUUGGGAUGAAGCACCGAUGAUGAGCAAGCACUGUUUUGAGUCACUCGAUAGGAUCUUAGCAGACAUUAUGAGGAUUAAAGAAAAGAAGCCAUUUGCUGGGAAAGUUGUUGUAUUAGGUGGAGAUUUUAGGCAAGUGCUGCCUGUUAUAAAUGGUGGCUCGAGGCCUGAGAUUGUGUUGAAUUCGCUAAAUUACUCCUAUUUGUGGAAACAUUGCAAAGUGCUCAGAUUAACAAAGAACAUGAGGUUGCUGUCGACUAAUAUGACUCCGGAAGAGUUGAAGGAACUUGAAUCAUUUUCUAAGUGGAUAUUGGAUGUUGGAGAUGGAGUUGCUGGUGAGCCUAAUGAAGGUGAAGAGAGAACAUAUUUGAGCUCAGACAGCAUCGACCCAUCUAAUACACGUUCCGUUAAUGAUCAGGCUCUCACACCAGAUUUUUUGAACAGUAUCAAGGUAUCAUGCUUACCAAAUCAUAAUCUUAGGUUGAAAAUUGGAUGCCCUGUCAUGUCGCUGAGGAACAUUGAUAAUGUUGGAGGUCUGAUGAAU
Messenger RNA from Raphanus sativus (radish), 3792 nucleotides. RefSeq lists its product as uncharacterized. The transcript has 11 exons. Gene Ontology annotation, molecular function: DNA helicase activity. The annotation marks the transcript as partial. Lineage: Eukaryota; Viridiplantae; Streptophyta; Magnoliopsida; Brassicales; Brassicaceae. Gene Ontology annotation, biological process: DNA repair; telomere maintenance. The record is from RefSeq and is a predicted model, not a curated record.